Molecule: messenger RNA, 615 nt
Organism: Rotaria sordida
Lineage: Eukaryota; Metazoa; Rotifera; Eurotatoria; Philodinida; Philodinidae
Source: the annotation of a GenBank genome assembly
AUGGGAAAUGGAGCAUCCUAUAAACGUGCUCCAUCGAGUGGAAUUCAAGGUGUCGCAUCUACGAAUGUUCCAGCGUACUCAAAUCAUGGAACUUAUUUAUUUCGAAAAAAUUACCUUUAUGGUAUAUAUACUGGAAUUCAAUGGCAAUGUGUAGAAUUUGCUCGUCGUUGGCUCUUAUUGCGUAAAAGUUGCAUUUUCUCUAAUAUCGACAUGGCUUCUAACAUUUGGAAAUAUAUAUCGUAUGUUGAACGCGUCACUGACGGUAAAAAGUUUCAAUUAAUACCUCAUCCAAAUGGUUCAAAGAAAAAACCACAAAAGGAUUCAUUUUUGAUCUAUCCCCGUAAUCGACGAAUGCGCGCUGGACAUAUUGCUGUUAUUACCAAUGUUGAUCGAAAGUAUGUCUAUCUUGCUGAACAAAAUCGUGGAUUUCAUUAUUGGUCUACUGACUAUGCUCGUCGAGCGCCACUCAUUUUUACACAUGAGGACGGUUACUUUAUUAAUGACGAUUAUGAACUUUAUGGAUGGUUGGAAAUUGAAAGUAACCAUCAGCUACAGCCAUUGAAUAAAUCGAACAGUCAACAAAUUCUGAGAAAAUAUCAAACAUUUGACGAAUAA